Messenger RNA from Mycetomoellerius zeteki, 322 nucleotides. RefSeq lists its product as uncharacterized. The coding region runs from base 1 to 318 and encodes 105 amino acids. The transcript is spliced from 3 exons. Lineage: Eukaryota; Metazoa; Arthropoda; Insecta; Hymenoptera; Formicidae. The record is from RefSeq and is a predicted model, not a curated record.
AUGCGUUUCUCAGUGCGCGCACGCGCGAUGACGUACUGGCGGAGGAAUUCCGUGCAGCGCAGCGUGAUGCUUCGCGAAGCGCAACCGCGACGACCGCGGCGACGCGACAUGCACCGCGGAACGGUCUGCAAGAGAAGCGCAGCAAGUAGCACGACGACAUUCCAAUUAGACAAGCUCGUUUCCCGUUCGAGUUUCAAUCGCACGUGCGCCGGCUCCGCGGCCACGCUCAAGUCCCGAAGGUCUCUAGGGUUCCUCGGGACCAAUUCCAUGGAGGAAAAGAAAAGAAAGCUUAUAUAUGGAAAGGGUAAGUGCAUAUAACAAG